AUGGGGGUGGAUGAGACGGGACAUGACGGGGUUGAGGUGCAGAGCGAGGGGAAGCAGGGCGCAGAUGAGGCGGGGAGUGUUGCGGAGCUGGGUUGUUUGCAGAGUGGGGUUUGGCAGGGGACAGGGAUGGACGAGGAGGGGGUGGGGGAUGGUGGCGCUGAAACGGAUCAGUUUGUAAUGAGGACGUUGCUGAUUGACAACUACGACAGCUACACCUUCAACCUCUACCACCUUCUCGCUGACGUCAAUGGAGUCCCCCCAGUGGUGGUGAGAAACGACGAGGUGUCCUGGCCGUACCUCAGGGAUUUGCUGCUGCAUCGGCGCCUCUUUCAUGCCAUUGUCAUCUCACCCGGCCCUGGCACACCCUGCUGCCCUGCCGAUAUCGGAGUGUGUGCGGACGUGCUGAGGGAGUGUACGGACAUCCCGAUUCUCGGAGUGUGCAUGGGCCAUCAGGCCCUGGCAGCACUGAACGGAGGCCAGGUGGUGCCCGCACCAGAGCCUGUGCAUGGAAGGCUCAGUGGCGUGGAGCACACGGCUCAUCCUCUCUUCACCAACAUUCCGUCUGGCUCUCUUUUCCAGGUGGUGCGCUAUCACUCCCUUGCUGUCCACUGGGCCUCCCUUCCGAAGGACUUAGAACCCAUCGCCUGGACCACCAAUGAUCCCCUUUCCACCCACAUCGCUUCACCCGCAGCACCACCAGCAGCCCCACGCUCUGUUGCGGAUGCACAGGCAGCAAAUGGGGCUUUUGAGACGUCUCAAAAGCCACGCUCUGUUGCGGAUGCACAGGCAGCAAAUGGGGCGAUGACUGCAGGAUCUGAUUUGGUGAACGGGCCGGCGAUUGCGGGAGCAGCUGUGAUCAAUGGGGCAGUGAAUGGGGCUAGUAGUGGUGUGCAGGCAGAGAGUGGUGAGGGGACAGAAGUUCCGAAAGGGAGUGUUGUGGUUGUGAACGGGAUGGUGGCACCACAUCAGUAUCAUCAACAGCAGCAUCGACAGCAGCAGCAGGAGCAGCUGCAAAAAUUGAGUAGAGUCAUUAUGGGUUUGGCACACAAGAGACGGCCACAUGUGGGAGUGCAGUUCCACCCUGAGAGCAUCGGCACAUCGUAUGGGCGGCAACUGCUGAUGAACUUCAAGGCCCUUGCAGUGAAGGCGAUUCAGGAGAGGGAUGGGCGGAGAGAUGAAAGGAAGAAUGAGAGGGCGAGGGGAGAAGGGCGAGAGAUGAGCAAAGAGAGGGAGAGGGUGAGGGAGAAAGGAGUUGGGUCAAUGUGCCGAAAUGGCUCUGUCAAGGUAGCAGUAGGAGCAGCAGCAGCGUCAGUAGCAUCCGCAGCACCAUCAGCAGCAGCAGCAGCACCAUCAUCAUCAGCAGCAGCGGCAGCAGCAGCAACAACGGAACUAGUAGGAACGGUAGAAAGAUAUGCAGCAGGAGUAGCAACAGGAGGUGGGGCUUUGCGGUCGCAGCUUGACUUGAUGGCACGGCUGUGUGUGCCAGCCAGAGACGGCUCUAUGAUGUGCGGCAGAGACAUGGACCUGGGCGGCAAAGGCUUGGGCGGCAAAGUCUUGGACGGCAGAGAUUUGGGCGGCAAUGAUGUUGAGGCCACGAUGGUACAACAAGGAAAUGGUUGGCCUGCGUCUUUUAGUGGGCUGCCACCGUCGUUACCAAGCAGCAGAUCUCUACAGUCAUCAGCAUCAGCACCAUCAUCAGCAUCAGCAGCAGCAACAGCACCAUCACAACCAUCACACCCAUCACCACCAGCAUCAGCAUCAGCAACAGCAACAGCUACAGUAUUCUCUCCACCAAAAUCCCUUCGUCUGAAAGUGACUCGACUCGAUGGUUUUCUUCACAAAUUGAGUGACGCACUGGCUGCAGCAGCAGCAGCAGCAGCAGCACCAUCUGCAGCAUCAUCAUCACCACCACCAUCAGCAUCAGCACCAUCAUCGUCACGAGCAGCAGCGGCUAUCUUCACCCAUCUGUUCGCCCAGCAAGGGGAGAGCUACUCCGACACUUUCUGGCUUGACAGCGCAUCCACACACCAGGGCUUGGCGCGCUUCUCCUACAUGGGUGGCCGGGGGGGUCCCCUCUGGUCCAAAGUCACGUACCAACUGGCUGCCGAACCUCCCCUGGCCACUGAACCUCCUUUGCCAGCCGAACCUCCUUUGCCAGCCGAACCUCGUUUGACAGCAGCACCUCCGUUGCCAACUGAACGUCCUUUGCCGAGCCACACAGAGAAUGGGAGUGGCAAAGGCAGUGCAAGCAACGGCACUAGUAGCACUGAACCUGACAGCAGCAAGAGCAAGAGGGAGCACAGCUCUGCCAGUGGAAACAGUAGCAGCAGUAGCAACAGAAGUGUUAACCCUGACAUUAGCAGCAACGAUAGCAGUAGAAGCAGCUGUAGCAGCGGCGCAAUUACUAAUGACAAUCGUAACAAUGGCAGCAACGGUAGCAGCAGCAGCAGUAACGGUAGCAGCAACAGCAGCAACGGUAGCAGUGGCAGCAAUCGUAGCAGCAGCAGCAGAAGCCAGCCCACAUUAAACGGGGGUGGCACAUUCGAUAGAGUCACAGGCGGCACUCUCCGAUUGGAGAGCAGCGAGGGCGAUGUGACUAUAGUGAAGGAGGGCACAUGGGAGGGCGGCAUCUUUAGCUUUCUUGAAGAGCACCUGCAGCAGCAGCAGUGUGCACCGCACGAGGCUGCGGCUCUCCCCUUCGACUUCUGUGGCGGUUGGGUCGGCUAUUUUGGGUACGAGCUGAAGAGGGAGUGCGGGGCGGAGCACAACCGCCACGGGUCGCCCCUUCCGGCCCUUCUGGACUAA
Molecule: messenger RNA, 2805 nt
Organism: Closterium sp. Naga37s-1
Lineage: Eukaryota; Viridiplantae; Streptophyta; Zygnematophyceae; Desmidiales; Closteriaceae
Source: the annotation of a GenBank genome assembly